UUAUUCCAUAUUUUCUAUGUUUUCUUCUCGCUUUUCUAACAUUGUCUAUGAUCCAACCGCCGAAUAUUAUGCGUAGGCCCAUUUGCUCUUUUUAACAAAAGAAUAAUGCAUCCACGACUAUGGUGGGGGAAAACUACGUGCAAUGCAGAUUGUGAUUCGCUGUGAAAAAGAGAGAGAAAACAUUGAAAAGACUCGAACUUUCGGUUGGCAUUUCCCAUAAAACUAUUGACCCAGUUCUUGGCUCGGCUUGGCGACUUCGAGAGAUUGAUCGAUCGAUCGAUCGAUCGAUCAGUUUCAUUCCUGGCUCUUGUUUCGGAGAAUUCCCAGAGCUGUUCCAUUGAGUUUCCAUCGCAUGAGCAGUUGCUGCAGGAGCAAUCCGGGACUGAGCCUAUUAAUUUGUUUUUGGGAAGAUUGGACAUUAUUCUGUUACUCGUUAAGUUCUAUUUUUGAAGUCGCUUGAAUUUUUCUGGGCAUGGCUGCUGAAGAAGUCUCUUAUGUUAAACUGGAGAAGAUAACCCAGGGAUUUGCAGAGGCUUUGUCAUCAGCAGUUCUUGAAUGGCUUCUCAUUUUUGUGCUCUUCAUAAAUGCCCUUUUCUCGUACUUGAUUACAAAAUUCGCUUGUUAUUGCGGGUUGCAAACACCUUGUCUUUUGUGCUCUAGACUCGAUCAUGUUCUAGGUGAUAAAAAGGUAGGAUUUUAUUGGGACAUGAUUUGCGGCAACCACAAGUCGGAGAUCUCAUCCUUGGUUCUCUGCCACGCUCACAAUAAACUCGCUGAUGUUCAUGGGAUGUGUGAGAAUUGCCUUUUCUCCUUUGCUACAAUUAACAAGUCAAAUGCUGAAACAUACAGAUUGCUGGUGGGUAAAUUGGGAGAGGAUUCUGAGGAUCAUAAUCUAUGUAGUUCAAGCAGAACGCAUUGCACGUGCUGUAAUGAACCAUGGAUUUCUAGAGGUUAUGCCCAAAAAUUGGUGCUCACGAAAUCAAGUGGCUGUGAGUUUGUGGAUCUAGAUGUUCCUUUAUCAGGCGUUGUUGGAUCCUAUCAGUAUAGCCUGAAGAAGAAUGACGAUAGAACAUUACAAGAAGUUCCUCUCCAAAAAGAUCGUGGACUAGAUUUGUUGUCUCAUGUAGGAUACACCAAGCUCAAAAUUACUUCUGAUACCGAGUCAGAUGUCCUGUUUUCAGAUGACGAUGAAACAGCCAUUCAGCAUCCUAAAGGAUUGUGUCUCAAAGAAGAAUCUGCAACUGAUUGUGCUCCAAUCGAGCCUCCAAUUGUGGUACUAGGUGAUGAUGCGAAUUCAGAUAAACUUAUAGAUCCAGCUUCGUUGAAUGAGUGUUCUCCAGCUUCCCAAGUGCAGUUAGAUGUUGUUGAGGCUCCUGGUGGGAAUUCUGUUGCAUCUACAGCUGAACAUGGCUUGGGUGAAAUUAAUUGCCAGGGUUCUGAUAAUUCUGAUACCAAAGCCGCUUCAGCUGCUCUACCUGAACUUAUUUCCUUCGAUGAAAUUCCUUCUGCAGCAAAUGACACCAGCACUUCUGAGGGAGUACUAACAGAGAGCUGUGUUAUGGGAGUUGAUGAAGAUGAGAGAACAGCGGCAACAUCUUCUGACGGAGUUAUUAAGGAAGAGACUUACCCAAUUGCAGCAGUUGACAAAGCCGAAACAAAUACUGUGUGUACUGACCAUUUUGCACAAGCGCCAAAUUUUUUGGAUCUUGGCGAUGCCUAUAAGAUAGCUGUAGGCAACAGGGGAAGGCAGUUGUCCGGUGUGCUUGCUGAGCAGUGGCUAGCCAAGGAUUGUUCCAGAGUUAGUGAAGACUUGAAGAACUUGUUCUCACAGUUAUCUGCUACUCGAGGGUUUGAGCAAUCUGGAAAUGAUAUGAGUCCAAAAGUGUCUGCUCAUAGUGAUGAAUUUAGAGCAUCUGAUGCUCCUAACUCAACUGCAUUUCAGGUCCCUCAAAAGAAAAUCUCACUCGAGAGAAAUGAGUCUGGUCUUGAGUCUUUAGAUGGGAGCAUAGUCAGUGAGAUUGAAGGUGAAAGUGUAAUUGACAGAUUGAAACGUCAGAUUGAGCAUGAUAGAAAAUCUAUGAGUGCCUUGUAUAAGGAGUUGGAGGAAGAAAGAAAUGCCUCUGCAAUCGCUACAAAUCAAGCCAUGGCCAUGAUUACUAGAUUGCAGGAGGAGAAGGCAACACUCCACAUGGAAGCAUUACAGUAUCUUAGAAUGAUGGAAGAGCAGGCUGAAUAUGACAUGGAAGCUCUGCAAAAGUCGAACGACCUACUUGCAGAUAGGGAGAAGGACAUGCAAGAUCUUGAAGCAGAGCUUGAAUUCUACAGGGAUAAGUACUCGAAUGAACCACUGUCUGAGAAUACUAUGGAGUCGGUUCAUUUAGAGGCCAGCAGUCGCGAAGUUACUGAAAAAGCCAAGGGAAAUGAAAUUUCUGUAGAAAAGAGUGGCCAUGAUAAAGUUGACCACGCUGAUAGGGUCAUUGGGGAAACCAGAACAAUUGCAUUUACAGAAUCUGCGGUCGAGAUUGAAAAAGAAAAAUUACGCAUUUUGCAGUUUCUGAAGAAGUUGGAGCAAAAACUUGGCCUGUCUCCUAAGGACAGCAAAAAUUUUGAGGUGGCUAAUGGUGGAUAUUCUGAAAUCAAAGGUGGUGAGGUAUGUGACUCAGAGGAGCUAGACUGCAGAGCAGAGAAUUCUGAAAGCGGUGUUGCAGAAGAUAGUCGUAUAUCUGUGCCAAAUGAUGUUUCUCAAUCAAAAGGUAGUUUAAGUUCCCAGGAAGGACAGGGUGCCAUGAUGGAGAAUCCAUUAUUAUUGAGCAAGAAAGAUAAGGAUUUUGUUUCCAACGAGCAAACUUCUGUAUCGCUUUCUGAAGGGGAUGAGUUGGUUUCUCUUAGAAACGAGGUCCACUCUUUGUAUGAGAGGUUGGAAGCAUUAGAGGCAGAUCGUUGUUUUCUUGAGCGUACAAUUAAGUACCUCAGAAUUGGAGAUGAGGGGCUUCAAUUCAUUCAUGAUAUCGCUUCUCAGUUGCAAGAAUUACGGAGAGUUGGGACAGGAAGUAAUGAAGCUGUCCCUUGAGAAUUGAUGCUGAUGGGUUGUAAAGAUGUAAGUGAAAGUAGAAUUCUGAUGACCUUAGAAGCACAAAUAUACUAUGGUCAUAGGCUGGGGAGAAACGUGUAUACAGAUUCACAGAAUGUCCAUUCACAGCAUUGCUCAAUGCAAACGAUCUCUACACCGGACAUUGGGUUGUUCUCUUAGAUCCCCUCUCUUUUUGGCUGCUUGUUUGCAUUUUCCCUGAUAGUAUAUGAAGAAUGGUGAGAGUUUGCUUAGUUGAACCAGAGUUUGAAGAUUUUUUGCUUUUCCAUCACAGAAAGAAGAGUUUUGAGUGAUUAAGUUGUACAAGGGUUGAUUUGCUAUGUAGAUGCAAUAAUACGAUUCAUAUACUAGUUGACGUCGAAAAGUCAACUAGUAUUUUGUA
Messenger RNA from Rhodamnia argentea, 3470 nucleotides. Its product is annotated as myosin-binding protein 1-like. Lineage: Eukaryota; Viridiplantae; Streptophyta; Magnoliopsida; Myrtales; Myrtaceae. The transcript is spliced from 4 exons. Gene Ontology annotation, molecular function: myosin binding. The record is from RefSeq and is a predicted model, not a curated record. The coding region runs from base 473 to 3070 and encodes 865 amino acids.